UCUACAUUUAAAUAUCUAAACAUAAUGCUUACAGUGGAGUUUUUACAACCGUGACAAAUAUCCUUUUGCACUUCUGCUACUGUACUUUUCCUACUGGGACAAUAAAGCUAUCCAUCUAUCUAAUUUACUACAGUACAACAAAACUGUCAAAUUUCAUCAAGACUAAACUGUGACUAUAACUAAAUCAAGUCUUUGGUGAGUGACUAAAACUAAAAUGAAAUGAAAAAUUCAUGUCAAAAUUAACACUGAAUGUCAAUAUGUUGUCAUUUCUUCCUUAUUUUCCAAUGUUUUAUCAGGAAAAGUGUUAAAGUUUUUUGCUUUUCUUUGUGUUCUUGUAAUGAUGAGGAUUUGUUGUUUCAAGAGUCACGUGACUUGUUUAUUGAAACGAUUCCUUACUGUGUGUGUGUGUGGAGUGUGUGCGAAUGCAGAUAAACUAUACUUUUUUCUUACUGUAAAAGUGUCAGAUUAAAAUUGCACUUUAGUGAAUAGUACAGAAGUUAUAUUCUUUUAAUCAUGAGAGUGAAAGUAUUUAACUCUGAUUUUUCAUUUGCAAUCAAUUUAGUUAUUUAAUAAAAUAAAAAAAGAUCAUGUAAACCAGGACAUAACAACAAUUUAACUAGGCAAAAACAUCAGGUAUGCAUUAAAAAGAACAAAACCAAAAAAGUAUAUAAACAUUGAGAUCCAAACUACAGAAAGUGUAACAGAGAAGAUGUAAUUCCACACCCUUUACUUGUACAAAAUAAGUAUUUCACAGAAAAUUCACUCGGGUAAGUAAAAGUAACUCCUACAUUGUGUAUUUUUAUUUGUACUUUUUAUUUACACUGAAAUUUUAAGCCAAUGAUUUAAGAAAAUGUUAACAUUUCUACCAAUUUUCCAUUUUGAUAAAUGCUGUGUUUUUUUUAUAUUUUCAAGUGAGACCAGAGCCAGUGAGGGAAAGAAUCAUAAUCAGCGAAUCACAACCAGCAGUAGAGAUUUUUUAUACAGUGAAAAGCUGAGAACUAGAAUCUGGAUCGCAGUUGAGGAGAGUCGUUGAAGCCAAGAAGGUGGGUUUUGGGGUGUGGGAAUGUGUGUGUUUUUGUCUUUUCCGCAGGUACCUGCAGAGUAUAAAGAAUAUGUUUCCAGAGCUUGCUCAGAUGCCAAACAUUCGCCAGAUCAGGCAGAGACAGGGGGAGAGGAAGACUCGUCUUGGGGCUCCGGAAGCCAUGGCCGGAGCUAUGGAGGAGGUGCACGCAGGCAGGCUCACCAUCAGGCAGGCAGCAGCACAUGGGGUCCCUAAGUCCAGCCUGAGUGACCGAAUCAGUGGAAGGGUGGCAUCUGACUGCAAACAAGGUCAGAUGCCACUUCUCAGUACCAUCGAUGAGAACGCCCUGGUAGAGUACUGUCUGUACUCUGCCAGCUACGGGUUUCCACUGACGAAGCCUCAGGUCCUGGCCCACGCUCUGGCCAUCUACAAUCAACGCCACCGAGAGGCUCCAAAGGUGGCACUUGGUCAGACGUGGUGGAUUAACUUCAGAGAGCGACACCAUCAGCGCCUCACCACCCGGACCCCAGACAUUAUUGACCGUGGGAGGGCUGCCCAUGCUAAGAGGGGGCCCAUCGAGGAAUAUUUCAGACUGCUCCAAGCAACCAUCGACGAGCAUGGGCUGAGGGAGGAGCCGCAGCAAAUAUACAACUGUGACGAGACAGGUUUCCAGCUUGACAGUGUGAGGCGAAAAGUCAUCGUGCCUCGGGGGACCAAACAUGCGUACAGGCAGGCCCCUGGCACAAGAGACCACAUCACCGUCCUGGCCUGUUUUAAUGCGACUGGUGAGGAUGUCCCCCCCUUCAUCAUUUACAAAGGAGGAUAUCCAGGGGGGGCAUACAACAGGGAGGGCAUCCCCAAUGCUCUCUAUGGGAAGUCCCAGGCAGGGUACAUUGAUGGAGAGCUAUUUUAUAAGUGGUUUACCACUCAUUUUCUCCUCCACGCCACCAAGGAGCGUCCGCUGCUCCUCGUCAUGGAUGGCCACCAGUCCCACUAAGGGCCAGAGCUGGUUAGGGCGGCACAGAGAGAAGGAGUCAUUCUUCUGUGCUUGCCACCACACACCUCACACAUUCUGCAGCCUCUGGAUGUGAGUUUUUUUGGACCCUUGAAGGCAGAUUUCUCUAGCACAACGAGUGAUCUGUCGGCUGUUAGCCACUCUUUUCUGAUUUCAAAGAAAGAGUUUUCAAAAGUCCUCAAACAUUCAUAUCAGAGGCUAAAGAAUCGUGGGGUUGUGGUGGCUGGGUUCAGGAGAUGUGGCCUCUACCCUUUGGAUCCGGAUGCAGUUGACUGGUCCCGGGUCAUGCCGUCCGGACCCCAACGUAGGGCACCUUCACCUCCCCCUUCUCCACCCCGUCAGCCUGUUCCACCUUCAUCUCCGUUGCAACCACCUCCCUCCUCUCAAACUCCUCCUCCAGCCACGCCUUCUCCACCUCCUCCUCCAAGACCAUCCUCUCCACCUUCAGCCUCUACGUUGGAUCCUCCACCUCCUGAAGCCAGGCCCGAUGUCUUCAAUUCACAUCCGUUGGUGACUUCAGGCCGUAUUCCAUCAGAUCUUGCCAACCUCCUGGCUGAGAUUAAAUUCACUCACAAGAACAGCAGAGCCAGGAGGAACAUCUCAAAGGCACGGAUCCUCACAGCUGAGGAGAUGACGGCAGCUAUCGAGGAUGCAGAGGACAGAGCUUCGAGGAGAGAGGCCCAGGCUCUGGCCAGAAGAGACCGAGAGCAGCAGCGGGCUGAAGACAUCUCACCAACAACCGCAGCUGCCCUGCCUGGUGAACCAGCCUCCCACCCCAGUCGCAGAAUGUCCUCCGACAGCCCCACUGUCAGUUCCAGACACUCCAUCUCUGGUCCCUCAGCCCCCGGGGCCCCCUCUACAUCCUUUUGCGGUCAUAACUCCAUAACACAAACAACAGUGAGCCUGCCUGCAGUGAUGCCUCUACAAGGUCAAGGAAUACAGCUCAGAACAAAAGCUCGUGGCCUCCUGAAAAAAAGAAAAAGAGCUUCCUCUCCCCCUUCAUGACUUCAAUUGAGCUCCAGCCCCUUCUCUCCGUCCACUGGAUCCACGACACCUACAGCCGGUCACACCACUAAAAAACAAGUGAUGGAGCCAAAGGUGUGGCGGUGUGGCCGGUGUAGACAACCUGAUCCACCAAAUGAUGAACAAGAGGUGUCCUGGGUCCAGUGUGACAACUGCUCUAAGUGGUUUCACACAUUUUGUGUUUCCUGGGAGGAGGGCCUGGAGUAGUAUUUCUGUUAUUGGUGUAUAGAUAUAUAGGUUUUUAGUUUUUAUAUAUUUGUAAAUA
This is a messenger RNA of Salarias fasciatus (jewelled blenny), 3324 nucleotides long. RefSeq lists its product as uncharacterized. Gene Ontology annotation, cellular component: nucleus. NCBI's taxonomy places the organism in Eukaryota, Metazoa, Chordata, Actinopteri, Blenniiformes, Blenniidae. The transcript is spliced from 6 exons. Gene Ontology annotation, molecular function: DNA binding. The coding region runs from base 1113 to 2018 and encodes 301 amino acids. The record is from RefSeq and is a predicted model, not a curated record.